This is a messenger RNA of Brassica oleracea var. oleracea, 3000 nucleotides long. Its product is annotated as CDPK-related kinase 1-like. NCBI's taxonomy places the organism in Eukaryota, Viridiplantae, Streptophyta, Magnoliopsida, Brassicales, Brassicaceae. The record is from RefSeq and is a predicted model, not a curated record. The coding region runs from base 361 to 1299 and encodes 312 amino acids. Gene Ontology annotation, molecular function: ATP binding; calcium/calmodulin-dependent protein kinase activity; calmodulin binding. Gene Ontology annotation, biological process: protein autophosphorylation; intracellular signal transduction; peptidyl-serine phosphorylation. The transcript has 6 exons. Gene Ontology annotation, cellular component: nucleus; cytoplasm.
CAUCUUGGUAUUGUACAAUGUACAUGUCUACUGAAUUAUUGACUUGGCUCUUUUCUUGCUUUUUUUUUUUCUUUCUUUAACACUUUGCUUUUGCUUCAUGUACUGUCUUUACUUGACUUUUCCUUGUGUUUGGUACGAAACUCAGCUUCUCUCCUUCUUCCCAAAUAUUUGCGUGUGGUCUAUCUUCCUCUAAUCUCUUCUUCUUAAUUCUCAAUCUAUUAACAUGAUGAUUGUCAAAAGAUUGUCAGAUUAUACCACAUAAUUAUGCUCUUCCUGAGAACUAACUGAUCAAUCAAAGCUUGUUUUGUGGUGUGAACCAAAACUCUUUAGUCUUGUUCACUUCUCAGUUCUAAUAAACUCAUGGGGAUCUGUUAUGGUAAACCCAUCGAACAGCGAUCAAGACAGAGCCGCCGCCAAGUUUCCGCUGAAACCGAUGAAACCAGCGAGGUGGGUCUGAACAAGAGCUUCGGGUUCUCGAGACACUUCUCCACACACUACGAGAUAGAUGGCCAGGUGGGUCGUGGAGACUUGGGGUACACUUGCUCUGCCAAGGGUAAAAAAGGCAGCCUGAAGGGUCAAGAAGUUGCUGUUAAAGUCAUUCAUAAAGCCAAGGUUUGCUUCUUUUAUCUCCUCGAGCUACUCGUUUUGGACUCAUUGCUUAGUGUUUUUCAGUUGAUGAAUGCACUUAUGGUCGAGGAUGUUAGCAGAGAAGUUAAGAUAAUGAGCGCUUUGACUGGUCACAAGAACUUAGUCCAGUUCUAUGACGCGUUUGAAGAUGAUGAAAACGUUUAUAUUGUCAUGGAGGGUUGCGAAUACGCAGAAGAUGAUGCUAAACAAGUAAUGGUUCAGAUUCUUAGUGUAGUAGCUUACUGUCAUCUACAAGGUGUGGUUCACCGUGACCUCAAACCAGAGCACUUCCUGUUCAGCACUAAGGACGAGACUUCUCCUCUAAAAGCAGUUGGCUUUGGUUUCUCUGCUUAUGUCAAGCCAGACGAGAGGUUGAAUGAUAUUGUAGGAAGUUCUUUACACGUAGCUCCUGAAGUCUUGCACCGUGCAUACGGGACAGAGUCUGACAUGUGGAUGGUUGGAGUAAUGACUUACGUUCUUCUUUCUGGCAGUAGACCCUUUUGGGCCCCUACUGAGAACGAACUCUUUCGAGCUGUUCUUAAGACAGAACCUAGUUUUGAAGAGGCUCCUUGGCCUUCACUGUCGCCUGAUGCUGUAGAUUUUGUGAAAAGAUUGCUACACAAAGACUACCGUAAGAGAUUAACCGCGGCUCAGGCUUUGUGCUCUUGCUAAGACACUAACUGUACAGCAGCUAGCUUAUCUGAGGGAGCAGUUUACAUUGUUGGAGCCAAGUAAAGAUGGAUAUAUCUCCAUGCAGAAUUUCAAAACAGCAAUCUUAAAGAGCUCAACUAAUGCUAUGAAGGAUUCAAGUCUUAGAUUAUGUUCACAUGGUAAGAACCGAGUCUAUAGUUAUAUCAUUGGUUAACACGCACAGCGUGGUUACGAGUUGUUUGAGAAAGAUGGGAAUAGACCCAUCAUGACUGAGGAACUUGCGUCGGUAUGAGUUUUACACACUUUCUCUCUUAUUCACAUAGAAAGAAGGAAACGUAAAACAUAUUGGUUGUGAAUGGAUAUGUGUUUUUUUAACUGCAGGAACUCAGACUCGGGCCAUCAUCAGUCCCUAUGCAUGUUGUACUUCAGGAUUGGAUAAGACAAUCAGAUGGAAAGUUUAGUUUCUUGGGUUUUGUCAGACUACUACACGGCGGGUCUUCUCAGACAUUACAGAAAGCUUAGGAGGAGCAAUGAGAUUGGAGCUAGAUGAGAAAAGCUGCAACUAAGUGUUCAUGUGUAAGUAUUUAAGUCAAAGAUUCGAUUACUAUGUCAGUGUGGUGUGUAUGAAACUCAUUCCUCAUCUCUUUAACCAUGAACAAAUAUUCACUACAUAGACACGACCUACACGUUUUGUCCUAAUAUAAAACGGUACAAAGAAAGAAAAAGAGGAUGCAAACCAGAUCGAUCGCUGUGGACAUACUAACAUUAAAUGGGGGCAUGUUCAGUAACUCUAGCAUAUGAUAGAGGACGACGCAGCUGUUAAGUACGUCUCCUAAUGUUGUCAAGUUUGAACUUGAGGUACUAAUCCUCUUUCUCCUCCAUUUUAGCAUAAGCACACACAUUCAUAUGUCUCAGAAUGGAGUUUGCCUGCAUCUCAUGUUGUUGUUUCUGAUGUGUUUUAGUGUCCGUAGCCAUUUGGAAGUGGAAUAGAAAUAGAAUUAAUCUUGUACAGUUCAAAUGUCAAUAUGAGAAUCUCUCUUUGCUUUGGCUUUGGCUUUGGCUUGAUGAGGAUGAUGUUUGUUGUUGAUGGUGAAAAAGUUGUAUAAAACUCAGAGAGAGGGUCCUCAGUUCCUGUGUUUUUGGAGCUACGUGCUGCUUUUCUUGCUCAGCUCCGACUCCUCUGAAUAAAUAAUCAAACCGGAUCACUUAAAGAAUAAUCCCCACGUCUCCAAAUACAAGUAUAAUACCAGGAGCAGCUGCUUUGUGGGAAAAUAAGCAUUUAAUUCCUGAAAUAUUUGAAACCGGCAAUUUAAAUACCAAAUUAUUGCUCGCACGCUUUUAUUCCCUAACUAUUUGUUGAUUCGGCAAAUUGAUACCCAGAAAAAUCAACCGUUAAGUCAAUAACGUUUGUUGUUAGUGUUUUACCAAUCUUCUUCUCCAUUGUACCUCAGAUACUCGAAAUCCCCAAAUUGAAACCUUAAUCUGAGAGAAAAACCGAUUCCGGCAAAUAUAGAGGAGAUUUCCGGUGACGAGAUAAAGAACUUCAAAAAGAACAAAAUUCUCUAUCGAGAAUAAGAAGACUUUUUGUUGGGAAACAGCUCAAGAUUUCACCUCACCAGAAAUCUCGUAUGUACUUGCUGGAAUCGCUUUCUCUCUCAGAUAAAGGUUUUAAUUUGGGGAUUUCGAAUAUCUGAGGUAAAAUGGAAAAGAAGAUUGGUAAAA